Messenger RNA from Penicillium vulpinum, 1713 nucleotides. Its product is annotated as Major facilitator superfamily domain general substrate transporter. The record is from RefSeq and is a predicted model, not a curated record. Gene Ontology annotation, molecular function: transmembrane transporter activity. The transcript is spliced from 6 exons. NCBI's taxonomy places the organism in Eukaryota, Fungi, Ascomycota, Eurotiomycetes, Eurotiales, Aspergillaceae. Bases 1 to 1713 code for a protein of 570 amino acids. Gene Ontology annotation, biological process: transmembrane transport.
AUGGAAAAGACAACCGUAUCGGAUCAGGUCACAUCGGCCGGUACCAGCCGUGAUGCUGAGAGAAUGGCGGGAUUCGAAGUUCACCAGGGCAUGGAAAAUCUACCUGAUGAUAAGGCCGACCUAUCUGGUCGGUGGUGUGCAGCGAGUAAGAACUAUUAUAUCGGCAUGGUCGACCAAGACGCUCAUUCUCAUGUUCAUUCUGCUCUACCUUGUAGCAUUCGUAGACGCACUCCUAAGCACAGUCGAAAGCGCACUAAACCUUACAUAACAUCCUCAUUCAACAAGCACGGCUUGUUGACAGUCGUCAGCGUCGUCUCAACCAUCCUGGGCAGCUCAUCAAAGUUAACACUAGCCAAGAUCAUCGAUAUAUGGGGCCGUGUGGAGGGAUUCCUAAUCAUGCUUGUUCUCGUCACAAUCGGUCUGAUCAUAAAAGCUACAUGCAAAAGCAUGGAGAUGUAUACAGCAGCACACACUCUGUACUGGGUAGGCCACAUUGGUCUGACUUAUGCGGUGGACAUCAUGCUGGCAGAUAUGACCUCACUCAGGAACCGGAUGAUUAUGCUCGACCUGAAUGGUACACCGGGUAUUGCUAGUACCUUCGCUGGCCCGGAAAUUGCCACACUCCUCUACAUAAACCUCGACUUCCACUGGCCACUCGGUGCGUUCGCUAUCAUGCAGGUUGGGGUUUCUAUACCCGUCAUCGCUGUGAUGCUGUUUAUGCAACGUCGGGCUGAGAAGAGUGGUGCUCUUGAGAAGACUCGUUCUGAGCGUGUCUGGUGGCAGACCAUCGCUCACUAUUUUAUUGAGUUUGAUGUUAUUGGGAUCAUCUUGAUCACAGCGGCAUUCUCCCUAAUCCUGAUUCCGUUCAGCAUCGCCUCAUACGGCCCCAAGGGAUGGGCGACCGGAUAUAUCAUCGCGAUGGAAGUUCUGGGCGUAGUGUGCAUGCCCGCAUUCUACAUCUGGGAGCCAUACUGUUCGCCGGUUCAAUUCCUCACGUGGAAGUAUCUGAGAAACGCAACAAUGAUUGGCUCGUGCAUGCUGUACGGCGUGAUGUUUAUAUCCUGUUUUACCUGGAACAGCUACUUCGGCUCGUACCUACAAGUCGUUAACAGACUUGACAUCAUGACAGCCAACUAUGUACUCAACGCUUUCUCCUUGACCUCUUUUAUCUUCAGCCCUAUCUUUGGCCUAGUAAUAAGCUGGACCGGCGACUUCAAAUGGACUGCCGUGGCUGGUGUCCCAAUCUUCCUCCUAGGAACAGCCCUCCUAAUUCCAUUCCGCACUCCCGACACACACGUGGGGCUAUUAACAAUGAUCCAAAUUCUCGUUGGACUCGGCAGCUGUCUCUUCACGGUGUGCGGACAACUAGCUGUAAUGGCGACGGUGACUCACCAAGAGAUCGCUGUCGUGAACGCGAUCUGGGGGUUAUUCGGGUCGAUUGGAGCGGCUGUAGGAUCUGCCAUCGCUGGCAGGAUGUGGAAUAAUAUUCUCGAGACGGAGUUGCACAACCGUCUGCCACAGGAAAGUAAACAUCUUUCGGCGAGUAUCUUUGCGGAUUUGGUGAAACAGAUGUCGUAUGCGGAUGGGACGGCUGAGCGGGAUGCUAUUGUUGGGGUUUGUUUUGUGCCGCUUUGUAUUCUUUGUACUUGGUUUUGGAGGAAUUUUAAUGUUAAGAAGUUGGAGAGGGAGCAGACGGCUGGGAAUAUCUGGUAA